Molecule: messenger RNA, 480 nt
Organism: Camellia sinensis
Lineage: Eukaryota; Viridiplantae; Streptophyta; Magnoliopsida; Ericales; Theaceae
Source: RefSeq, a predicted model, not a curated record
AUGGCGGUGUUUCUGUUCUGCAACACCAUUUUGUGGGGAUAUAUGAGGACAACUAGUUUGAUGAAUAAUACCAUGAGCAUCACAAAAGCUGUAAUUGUGUACAGUGUGGUGAAUGGCAUUACUGGAAGGAUUAUGCAUAUGACCCAUGAGGUUUUGAUUGUUUUUAGUAUGGGAAAGUUUGAAAUAAGGAGAAUUUGUGUUUUAUAUGGACUUCCGAAUAAGACAUGGGAAGUCAACCUGCUUGUUGAGGAGGUGCCUCCUGAGCUUCCUGAGCCGGCAUUGGGUAUAAACUUUGCAAGGGAUCGAAUGCAAGAGAAGGACUGGUUAUCACUUGUUGCUGUUUACAGUGAUUCAUGGUUGCUUUUUGUUGCCUUCUAUUUUGGUGCACGCUUUGGGUUUGGUAAGAGUGAAAGUUACAAUCAAAGUGUCUCUCCAGUUAUAGCUCAAAUUAAUGUUGGAUAUGAUCCAACGUGGCUAUGA